This is a messenger RNA of Gymnogyps californianus (California condor), 4538 nucleotides long. RefSeq names its product protein tyrosine phosphatase receptor type K (gene PTPRK). The transcript has 33 exons. Bases 50 to 4450 code for a protein of 1466 amino acids. Gene Ontology annotation, cellular component: membrane. The record is from RefSeq and is a predicted model, not a curated record. Gene Ontology annotation, biological process: protein dephosphorylation. NCBI's taxonomy places the organism in Eukaryota, Metazoa, Chordata, Aves, Accipitriformes, Cathartidae. Gene Ontology annotation, molecular function: protein binding; protein tyrosine phosphatase activity.
CGGGCCGGGGCAGCCCCGGCCUCUUUCGGAAACUUCUCCGCAAGUCGGCAUGGGCAGGGGGGCCGGUGCCGCCGCCUCGCUGCCGCUGCUGGCGGCGCUCGCCCUGCUGGCCGGCUGCUCGCCCGCCCUGCUCGGGGCGGCCCGGGCCCAGCUCUCCGCAGGGGGAUGUACGUUCGACGAUGGUCCUGGACCCUGUGACUACCACCAAGACUUGUACGAUGACUUCGACUGGGUACAUGUCAGUGCUCAAGAGCCUCACUAUUUGCCGCCUGAGAUGCCUCAAGGAUCAUAUAUGAUAGUGAUUUCCUCAGACCAUGAUCCCGGAGAAAAGACUCGACUCCAGCUUCCAACGAUGAAAGAAAACGAUACUCACUGCAUUGAUUUCAGCUACCUUCUGUACAGCAAGAACGGAGCAAACCCGGGCACUUUGAACAUCCUGGUUAGGGUGAACAAAGGGCCACUGGCUAAUCCCAUCUGGAAUGUUACCGGCUCCACUGGCAAAGACUGGCUUCGAGCGGAGUUGGCUGUCAGCACUUUCUGGCCCAACGAGUAUCAGGUAAUAUUUGAAGCUGAAGUCUCAGAUGGGAGAAAUGGCUACAUUGCCAUUGAUGACAUCCAGGUUCUGAGUUACCCUUGUGAUAAAUCUCCACAUUUCUUGAGGCUGGGGGAUGUAGAGGUCAACGCAGGUCAGAAUGCUACAUUUCAGUGCAUUGCUACGGGGAGAGAUGCAGUGAAUAACAAGUUAUGGCUCCAGAGAAGAAAUGGGGAAGAUAUUCCAGUUGCUCAGACUAAAAAUAUCAAUCACAGAAGAUUUGCUGCUACCUUUAAGUUGCAAGAGGUGACAAAAACUGACCAGGAUUUAUACCGCUGUGUAACUCAAUCAGAGAGAGGUUCUGGAGUGUCAAAUUUUGCUCAACUUAUUGUUCGAGAGCCGCCUCGGCCGAUAGCACCCCCGCAGCUGCUGGGCGUUGGGCCCACGUACUUGCUCAUUCAGCUGAAUGCCAACUCAAUCAUUGGGGAUGGACCCAUUAUCCUGAAAGAAGUGGAGUACCGAAUGACGUCUGGGACCUGGACCGAAACCCAUGCUGUCAAUGCACCGACUUACAAGCUCUGGCACCUGGACCCUGACACCGAAUACGAGAUUCGGGUCCUGCUCACCAGACCGGGCGAAGGUGGGACUGGACAGCCAGGACCACCACUCAUCACCAGGACAAAAUGUGCUGAACCUAUGAGAACACCCAAAACCUUGAAGAUUGCUGAGAUCCAGGCCAGACACAUCGCUGUGGAUUGGGAAUCUCUGGGUUACAACAUCACUCGUUGCCACACUUUCAAUGUCACUAUAUGCUACCACUACUUCUGCGGACACAAUGAGAGCAAGGCCGACUGCUUGGACAUGGACCCCAAAGCACCCCAGCACGUUGUGGAUCACCUGCCUCCCUACACGAAUGUCAGCCUCAAAAUGAUCUUAACCAACCCAGAAGGGAGGAAGGAGAGCGAGGAGACCAUUAUCCAGACAGACGAAGACGUGCCAGGCCCUAUACCUGCCAAGUCGGUGAAAGGAACUCCUUUUGAAGAUAAGAUCUUCCUCAACUGGAAGGAACCUGUGGAUCCAAAUGGCAUCAUUACUCAGUAUGAGGUCAGCUAUAGCAGUAUACGGUCGUUUGAUCCUGCAGUUCCGGUCGCAGGACCUCCACAAACUGUGUCGAAGCUGUGGAACAGCACACACCACAUCUUCUCACACUUGCAUCCUGGUACUACUUACCAGUUCUUCAUACGUGCAAGCACUGUCAAAGGGUUUGGACCAGCAACCACAAUCAAUGUAACAACCAACAUCUCAGCUCCCACUUUACCGGACUACGAAGGAGUCGAUGCAUCUCUCAAUGAAACUGCUACUACAAUAACUGUACUCUUGAGACCAGCACAGGCCAAAGGUGCACCUAUCAGUGCCUACCAGAUCGUUGUUGAGGAGUUGCACCCGCACCGAACAAAGCGAGAAACAGGUGCCAUGGAGUGCUACCAAAUCCCCGUCACCUAUCAGACUGCUCUUAGCGGAGGGUCGCCGUAUUACUUUGCUGCUGAGCUGCCCCCAGGAAACCUGCCAGAGCCAGCACCCUUUACCGUGGGUGACAACAGGACUUACCAGGGUUUCUGGAACCCUCCGCUGGCUCCUCGGAAAGGCUACAACAUCUAUUUCCAGGCCAUGAGCAGUGUUGAGAAGGAAACCAAAACUCAGUGUGUCCGAAUAGCUACAAAAGCAGCAGCAACAGAAGAACCUGAGGUGAUUCCGGAUCCGGCUAAACAAACAGAUAGAGUGGUGAAAAUAGCAGGAAUAAGUGCUGGAAUUCUGGUAUUCAUCCUACUUCUCCUUGUUGUCAUAUUGAUUGUGAAAAAAAGCAAACUUGCGAAGAAGCGCAAGGAUGCCAUGGGGACCACCCGCCAGGAGAUGACACACAUGGUGAAUGCGAUGGAUAGGAGUUACGCUGACCAGAGCACCCUGCAUGCAGAGGAUCCCCUUUCAAUCACAUUUAUGGACUCUCAUAACUUCAGCCCCCGAUUGCCCAAUGAUCCACUUGUGCCGACAGCUGUGUUAGUGCCUAUUACUGAUGAAAAUCACAGUGCGACAGCAGAGUCCAGCCGGCUCCUGGAUGUCCCUCGUUACCUCUGUGAAGGCACAGAAUCCCCAUACCAGACUGGGCAGCUGCACCCUGCCAUCAGGGUGGCUGAUCUCCUGCAGCAUAUUAACCUAAUGAAGACCUCUGACAGCUAUGGAUUUAAAGAGGAGUAUGAGAGUUUCUUUGAGGGGCAGUCAGCUUCUUGGGAUGUCGCUAAGAAGGAUCAAAACAGAACAAAGAACCGCUAUGGAAACAUUAUAGCAUAUGACCACUCCAGGGUGAUUUUGCAACCUGUUGAAGAUGAUCCAUCUUCAGAUUACAUUAAUGCCAACUACAUAGAUAUUUGGCUGUACAGGGAUGGAUAUCAGAGACCAAGUCACUACAUUGCAACCCAAGGUCCAGUUCAUGAGACUGUGUAUGACUUUUGGAGAAUGAUAUGGCAGGAGCAAUCAGCUUGUGUUGUGAUGGUCACAAAUUUAGUGGAAGUUGGGAGAGUCAAGUGUUACAAGUACUGGCCUGACGACACAGAAGUUUAUGGGGACUUCAAAGUGACUUGUGUAGAGAUGGAGCCCCUUGCAGAGUACGUCGUCAGGACCUUCACUCUGGGAAGGAGGGGCUACAAUGAAAUCCGUGAAGUCAAACAGUUUCAUUUCACUGGCUGGCCAGACCAUGGAGUUCCUUACAAUGCCACAGGCCUGCUUUCCUUUAUACGGAGAGUCAAAUUAUCUAACCCUCCUAGUGCAGGGCCUAUUGUUGUCCAUUGCAGUGCUGGUGCUGGACGGACAGGUUGUUAUAUUGUGAUUGAUAUCAUGUUAGAUAUGGCAGAAAGAGAAGGUGUUGUGGAUAUCUACAACUGUGUCAAAGCCUUACGGUCCCGUCGCAUCAACAUGGUACAGACAGAGGAGCAGUACAUCUUUAUUCAUGAUGCCAUUCUAGAAGCUUGCCUGUGUGGAGAAACUGCCAUUCCUGUCUGUGAAUUCAAAGCUGCUUAUUUUGAUAUGAUUAGAAUAGACUCUCAGACAAACUCUUCGCAUCUCAAAGAUGAGUUUCAGACUCUGAAUUCUGUGACCCCUCGCCUGCAAGCGGAGGACUGCAGCAUAGCCUGCUUGCCAAGGAACCACGACAAGAACCGCUUCAUGGAUAUGCUGCCACCUGACAGAUGUCUGCCUUUCUUAAUUACUAUUGAUGGGGAGAGCAGCAACUACAUCAAUGCUGCUCUUAUGGACAGCUACAGGCAGCCAGCAGCUUUUAUUGUCACACAACAUCCUUUACCAAACACUGUGAAAGAUUUCUGGCGACUAGUGUACGACUACGGCUGUACUUCUCUUGUGAUGUUAAAUGAAGUCGACUUAGCACAGGGCUGCCCGCAAUACUGGCCCGAGGAAGGGAUACUGCGGUACGGUCCCAUCCAAGUGGAAUGCAUGUCGUGUUCAAUGGACUGCGACGUCAUAAACCGAAUUUUCAGGAUAUGCAAUCUAACAAGACCACAAGAGGGCUAUCUGAUGGUGCAGCAAUUCCAGUAUUUGGGAUGGGCUUCUCACAGAGAUGUGCCAGCGUCCAAGAGAUCCUUCUUGAAGUUAAUUCUCCAGGUUGAAAAAUGGCAAGAGGAAUGUGAAGAAGGGGAGGGCCGGACCAUCAUCCAUUGCCUAAACGGCGGUGGCCGGAGCGGGAUGUUCUGUGCCAUUGGCAUUGUGGUUGAGAUGGUAAAAAGGCAGAACGUGGUGGACGUUUUCCACGCCGUGAAGACUUUGCGGAACAGUAAGCCCAACAUGGUAGAAACUCCGGAGCAAUAUCGCUUCUGCUACGAUGUUGCGCUGGAGUACUUGGAAUCCUCUUAGUCCGACGGAUGUGACAAAGUUCACUAAAUACAUGAAUCUCAAUAAGCUGUUUUGACAACAGUUCUUGAUCCUGUGAAGAAAGAUUUUA